AUGAGUGCGUUUCGGCGCUGGGCACGGCUGAGACAUCGCGUGAGGGACGAGAUGGAUGAUAACGAGUCGCUCGGGUUAACAUAUGAGGAACUCAUUGAGUUGGAGGAACGCAACGUUAUGUGCGGCCUGUCCAAGGCAGAGCUUGUUGGGCUGGGCCAUUUUGAAGCCGGAAAGGAGCAUAUGAACCAGACGUGCCACAUUUGUCUGGAAGGAGUCGAGUAUGCAGCCGUGCUCGUCCAGUUGAAGUGUUCGCACGCCUAUCACAAGGAGUGUAUACAUAAAUGGCUCUCCCGGAAACGAUCCUGCCCCACGUGCAGGUCCGAGCUCUGAUCCUCGUCUUCGCUGUCGAGCGUCAUCCGCUUUUUGGGGCCAGAGCAGGCUGGCGUAGCUAUAUUUUUGGUCUGCACAUCCUCAGCUUGUGUGCACACCGUCACACAUUGUUGCAGACGUCCCUUUCUACUCCCGACGCCCUCAAGAGUGUCAUGUUCCCAACGCGGUAGUUCAAAUUUCUCCCGACACUGUGACCUUGGCUUGAAGGAAGGGUGAUGGGACUGGCAUAUUGUGCGCUAGUGUCGUACUGCCGCACUGUCGCACAGAGUAGAAGUUGAAUUCCCCGCGCGAAGCAAGCGAAAGAGCGCCUGUGUGAGGACGAACUUGUGGGGUACGGUGCUCCGUGUAUUUCAAUGUAGGCUGCAGAGUUUAUCUGUUUCAUAAACCAUUUGCUGGUCUUGGUGAACGCGGGAAGAUGGUGAGCACCUGUUACACUUUGAAUCGAAGAUUGUCUUAUCUUUGUCAUAUGCUUGAGGUUCGCAGUUUAGAUUUAGACUAGUAGUUCGAUCGGUGGCAGCCUGACCGUUGCCGGUAUCAAGACCAGCACCUGUAGACGUCGUCACCCCGGGGCUCGUGUAAAUCUGUUUGGU
Messenger RNA from Chondrus crispus (carragheen), 920 nucleotides. RefSeq lists its product as hypothetical. The transcript is spliced from 2 exons. NCBI's taxonomy places the organism in Eukaryota, Rhodophyta, Florideophyceae, Gigartinales, Gigartinaceae. The coding region runs from base 1 to 330 and encodes 109 amino acids. The record is from RefSeq and is a predicted model, not a curated record.